GUGUACGUUCAAGGGGGAGGGGCACGUAAGUAAAAAAAAAAAAAAAAAAAAACGAAGGAAAGAAGAGCGAAGCAAUUUUUAUUUCAACAUCUUUAUAGAAAGUCUAAAGUUUGGAGUCAUGCCUAUACGUCGUGCAGCUGGGACUCCACCCCAGGAGACACCCCCCUCGGCAGCACCAGAUGGAGAGCCUGAUGCCAGCUCUGAGGAAUCUGCCUCUGUUGAGGAGGAGCAGGAGGUAGCACCCGCAGCCCCAGUAGCCAAGAAGGGGGAGGGUCAAGGAGAAGGUGAGGGCACAGGUGAACGAGACCCAAAAGAGAAUGGUGAGAAACCUGAUGAAUCGMCUGGAAAGAAGACUGAGGAGAAGAAGGCUGAGGGGGAAGAGGCUGAGAAGGAAGAGAAAGAUGGAGUGAAAGAGAAAGUCAAGAAGCCCAUUAAAAGGACCAUUCCUGCCUGGGCCACCAUGUCUGCCAGCAAACGUGCAACGCUCACUAAUAAGAGCACCUCCACCAUGCAACCGCCUAGGAUGGACGACAUACUCAUUGAGGCUAUUGAGUCCUGCAAGGAGAAGACUGGGGCCUCAGCCCAUUCUGUCAUGAAGUACAUUGUGAAGAAAUACCCUAACCUGGAGUUGGACAAGAGGAAAUUUCUUCUCAAGAAGGCUCUCAAGAGGCAGCUGGAGAAGGGCACCAUCAAACAGCUGAAGGGUAAAGGCCUUUCUGGAAGCUUUACCAUUGGGAAGCAGCCCCCUAAUAAAUCCACUGCUAAAGGGAAGCCGAUGGCAGUAGCUCCUGGGUUGAAGGCAGAGACCCUUGGGGAUGCUCUGCCCCUGAUCAUCACACGGCUAUGUGAGCCCAAAGAGGCGUCUUACAUUCUGAUCAAGAAAUAUGUGGAGCAGCACUUCCCUCAACUCAACGUGGAGCAUCGGCCGGAUAUCCUAAAGAGUGGCCUGGUGAGAGCUGUGGACAAGGGUCAACUGGAGCAGAUCACUGGAAAAGGUGCCUCUGGAACAUUCCAGCUGAAGCGGGAAGGGGGCAAGUUCCUGCUUAAAGGUGGGCCCCUGGAGGACGCUAUCAUGACAGCCAUCGUGGCCAUGAACGAACCCAAGACUUGCAGCACCACCACACUCCGCAAAUUCCUUUUAGAGACAAACAAGGACAGCAUGGAGUACCGUGUGGUGAACAGCCUGAAGAGGACACUGCAGAAGUGUAAAAUGAUGGGCUGGAUGGAGCAGAUCACUGGGAAUGGGCUAAAUGGGACCUACCAGCUCUGCUACCCUUACCACCCCAGCCCAGCCAUUCUGUUCCCAGAAAAACAGAAAGUGAAAGAGGAGAAAACGGCAGAGAAGGCUAAACGCAGAAAGAUGGUUGACUCGUCUGAUGAGGAGGACUCUGAUGAGGAGGAAGAGGAGUCGUCUGARGAGGAUGAGGAGUCAGAUGAUGAACCCCCUCCUAAGAGGAAAGCUGUGAAGCGGCCACCACCUAAAGCACGUCGCCCUCCCCCCAGCAAGAAGUCACAGCCGGCAAGUCAGUCAAGGGCUAAGGGCAAGAAAAGAGCUGCCCCUGCUAAGAGAUCUGCACCCCCAGUCAAGAAACCAGCACCCCAAGCUAAGAAAGCAGCACCACCAGCCAAGAAGUCUGUUCCCCCAGCGAGGAAACCAGUGCCACCAACAAACAAACCAGUGCCCYCGGUUAAGAAACCUGCAGCUGCCAGUAAAGCUGUAGCCUCAAAGAAGACACCCCCACCAGCUAAGGCGGCACCCACACCAGUCAAGAAAGCUGCUCCAGCGAGCAAGCCCAAAACGCCCAUUGUCAAAAAGCUGACAAGCAGAGCAUCAAAGCGCCCAGCGCCCAAAAAGUCACCACCUGCGAAGAAGGAAGCAGCCAAAUCUGCAGUGAAGGCCAAGCCAGCAGCCCGCAAGUCCCUGAGGGAGAGGAAGUGAGCUCACUAUUGCCCAGCAGUGGAAGUUUAACUGUAGCUCUGAAGGCUGCAGUGCUCUGCCUCUAGCCAUGCUCUCUUUCGCAUCAUUGUUUUCCCUCUGUUUGGGGCUCUAGAAUUCUUCUCUGUAGGAUAGGGAGGUGACAGUUAUCAGUUCAUGUCAAUUUACUGUACUUUGAACUGUUACAUUUCUGUGAACCCAACUUCUAAACACUAUUGUGUAGAAAGUCCUCUUCAAAAACUGUAAAAUUGCAUAGGUAUUGAAUUGUGAAAUUUCACAAUUUCCCUCACACACUUGUGUAUAUGCAGAGAUCUAACAUAAAAUCAAAGUGACUUGUCUUUUCAUUUUAACAUUUCAUCCCAAUCCACUUUCCCAUGUUUUAGCUUGACACAUUCCUUGUAUAAAAAUAUAGAAUUCUCUACAUUUAAUCUGGAGUAAAUUUUCAAAUCUUAAAGAAUAUUGAGAUUUAUGUAAGUGAAUUUGAGAGCAUGAGAGCCAACUUUUCAUGUAAUGAAUUAUGUUAUUUAAAUUAACGUUCCUUGAUCAGUUGCAGGGCCCAUGGUUAAAAUACUUAAUUUGAUUGGAGACUGACAUCAGGAAGCAAUUUGUCAUUGUCGUAUUCAGUACUACUGCAUAGUAUUAGGGAAAUAUUUUUUUAAAGUUCGUAACUAAUCAAAGUUCAUUUUAUCAUAUAAAGCUAAAAAAAAAAAUACAAAAUCGUCUACAUUCUGUGUAAUAGUGCAAGAUUUGAAGAAACUUCAUUUUGAAGGUGUGGCUCAUGCAUACCCUGCAUGCGUGAACUCUUUAUGUUAUGCUUUUUUCCAAGUCGUUAUUAAAAUGGCUAUUUGUACUAAA
Messenger RNA from Salvelinus sp. IW2-2015, 2791 nucleotides. RefSeq names its product heterochromatin protein 1-binding protein 3. NCBI's taxonomy places the organism in Eukaryota, Metazoa, Chordata, Actinopteri, Salmoniformes, Salmonidae. Gene Ontology annotation, biological process: heterochromatin organization; nucleosome assembly. The record is from RefSeq and is a predicted model, not a curated record. Gene Ontology annotation, cellular component: nucleus; chromosome; nucleosome. Gene Ontology annotation, molecular function: structural constituent of chromatin; DNA binding; nucleosome binding.